AUGAACUUCCUCACCCUCUCACUACUCCUCUUUCCGGCGCUGGCUCUGGGCGUCCAGCUUCCGCCUCCUACAGGACCCAACAAGAAUAUCGGCACCUACACCGUGACGCUCACCGACUCCUCUCGCACCAGCGGCUUCGGCGGCCCAGACGGUGUCGCCCGUGAAAUCGUAGUCCAAGCCUUCUACCCAUUGCCACGUGCUCCCAGAUCAGGGAAGUACUCGGACUGGGCACCGCCUCUCACAGUCCGGACGAUCGAGAUAUCCGAGAGCCUUCCGAACGGGACGCUCUCCGGAAUCACGACCAACUCCUUUGUGCAGCCCGCCUCCUCCCCCGCCUGCCCGACCAAGAACCUCAUCCCUCUCGUAUUCUCGACGGGCAUGGGCGCCCCCCGCGCCGUCUACACGACGAUCUACGAGCAGCUCGCCUCUGCCGGGUACUUCAUUUUGGCGGUGGACCACCCCUACGACGCCAUCGUCGUCGAGUACCCCGAGGCGACCAAGGCGCCGACCUACACGGCGCUGAACCUCACCUCGACAGACGUGAUGGAGGUAGUCGAGUCCUACCUUUCCACGCGCGUAUCGGACCUGCGGUUCCUCGCUUCGCAGCUGAAGACGCUGCCGUGCGGCCGGCAGCUGCGCACCGAGAAGGCCGGCGUAUUCGGGCACAGCCUUGGCGGCGCCGCGAGCGUCGGCUCGCUCGUCCCCCCCACCCCGUUCAAGGCCGGCAUCAACAUUGACGGCUUCAUCUUCAUCUACAACACCACGUCGGUGGCGCCGGCGCCGGUGCUGAUCCUCGGUGCCGGCGAGCAUAACUCCUCGAGUGAUACCUCGUGGGCCGCGUUUAAGGGCGCGCAGAAGGGGUGGGUCAGGGAGGCAAUUGUGGAUGGCUUUCAGCAUAUGAGCUUUGGGGACUCGCCGACGGUUAUUGAGAUCACGGGAUUGGCGGAUGGCUGGACGGAUGAGAUGAGGGCCGGACUGCAGGAGGUCUUUGGGACGCUUAGUGGUGAGCGGGGCAGGGAGAUCACUGGUGCUUAUACCGAGGCGUUCUUUAACUGGGCGCUUAAGGGCGAGAAGGAGGGGCUUGUGGCGGAGAACAAUAGGAAGUUCCCUGAGGUUACGUUUAUCUGA
This is a messenger RNA of Tricharina praecox, 1128 nucleotides long. RefSeq lists its product as uncharacterized. The transcript has a single exon. Lineage: Eukaryota; Fungi; Ascomycota; Pezizomycetes; Pezizales; Pyronemataceae. Bases 1 to 1128 code for a protein of 375 amino acids. The record is from RefSeq and is a predicted model, not a curated record. Gene Ontology annotation, molecular function: 1-alkyl-2-acetylglycerophosphocholine esterase activity.